GCUAGUUACGUGCUAUGUACGGUGCUAAGUAAUCUACGGGAAUCACCACAGACGGGAGCACGCGAAGUCAUGUGCUCUUGAGCCUCGGCCCCGCGGUCUACGCUUCACCAGCCACACCCCAUCCCACCCGUUCAACGUUCAGCAGUUUGCUCGCUGCACCCAGGAGCUUGCUCGUCCAAUUCCUCCCAGCGCUCCCCAUGCUUCCACCAUGCUUGAAUUCCGUACGCAAGGCUUCAAUGGCUACAGCGUCAAGUACUCGCCCUUCUUCGACUCGCGCAUUGCCGUUGCCGCCUCCGCCAACUUCGGCCUUGUCGGAAAUGGCCGUGUCUACAUCCUAGGCCUCACCCCCAACGGCAUCGUCGCCGAAAAAUACUUUGAUACCCAAGAUUCGCUCUUCGAUACGACCUGGUCCGAGACAAAUGAGCAUCAGCUACUUACGGCCGGCGGCGACGGCAGUGUGAAGCUCUUCGACAUUAACCUCUCCGAGUUUCCCGUCCAAUCAUGGACUGAGCAUGCCCGUGAGGUGUUUUCGGUGCAUUGGAACCUUGUUUCCAAAGACACAUUCCUCUCAUCCUCAUGGGAUGGCACCAUCAAGAUCUGGAACCCCAAUACCGCGAACUCCCUCACCACACUUCCAACACAUUCGUGCACAUACUCUGCCCAGUUCAGCCCCCACUCGCCGACAAUUCUUUCGAGCGUAUCCAGCGAUUCGCAUCUACGCAUAUUCGAUCUGCGGACGCCAGCCAGCGCCUCCAACCACCUUACUCUGAACAUACCCAUCCACACUCCCCCGAAACCCCGUAUGGGUGCAGCGGCCCCUGUAGGCAUUCCACCGUCAGAGGCUCUCACUCAUGAUUGGAACAAAUAUCGUGACACCAUCAUUGCCACUGCUGGCGUCGACCGCUUGAUCCGGACUUUCGAUAUUCGUGCACCUGCUCAAGGGCCCAUCGCUGUGCUAGCGGGUCAUGAGUACGCUGUACGAAGGAUUACAUGGUCCCCGCAUCUCUCCGACAUCCUCCUAUCAGCGAGUUACGAUAUGACAUGUCGGGUGUGGACCGAUGGCAGUGCAAUGGGCGCGGGAGGUCCCGCGAAGCAGGAAAACAUGCUGGAAGCUCAGAACAUGAUACUCGGCGGUGGCAGGGAAAUGGGACGAAUGGGUCGGCAUACUGAGUUCGUCACGGGCGUGGAUUGGUGUCUCUUUGGAGCCGAAGGGUGGUGUGCCAGUACUGGCUGGGACGAGCGUGUGCUGGUUUGGGAUUGCAGGGCCAUCAUGCAGUGACACCUUUUUAUUUACCCAGAGGAAAAGCUGUGAUACCAUAGGUCAUGGUGUAUUGCACCUACAUGCGGCGUUCGGUCGGGUAUUAUCUGGGCUUUGUCUAACCAUUUCCGCCUGUCCACAUUGGCAUUUCGACGUGCCUGGGUGGGGUUUGCGAUGCUCCCCACCAUUCAACGAUGAUAUUUACAAUCCUCAUCUCCGAUUCUUACAGAAAUAUCUUUACAGAUGGCUGAUGAUAUAACUCAUGGCCCUCAUUUAACACAGGGUCGUCAUGGCUCCAAAUCAUAGGGGAGGUGGUAUUGCCGAUACCCAAAUCCUUCCAUGGUUACCUCAUGUCCCAGGCGCUCGAGUUCG
Molecule: messenger RNA, 1630 nt
Organism: Westerdykella ornata
Lineage: Eukaryota; Fungi; Ascomycota; Dothideomycetes; Pleosporales; Sporormiaceae
Product: peroxisomal targeting signal 2 receptor
Exons: 2
Coding region: 209-1279 (356 amino acids)
Biological process (GO): protein import into peroxisome matrix
Cellular component (GO): cytosol; peroxisomal matrix
Molecular function (GO): protein binding
Source: RefSeq, a predicted model, not a curated record